Messenger RNA from Oncorhynchus nerka (sockeye salmon), 6187 nucleotides. Its product is annotated as pleckstrin homology-like domain family B member 1. Gene Ontology annotation, biological process: regulation of microtubule cytoskeleton organization. Bases 394 to 5277 code for a protein of 1627 amino acids. The transcript is spliced from 26 exons. Gene Ontology annotation, molecular function: protein binding. Gene Ontology annotation, cellular component: basal cortex. NCBI's taxonomy places the organism in Eukaryota, Metazoa, Chordata, Actinopteri, Salmoniformes, Salmonidae. The record is from RefSeq and is a predicted model, not a curated record.
GUACCAAAGAGUUUGGCAGCAGUUGUGACUCCAGCCAAACGUCACCUGGCUGGUAUAGAGUUACAGACUUUUGACUCACUUAGAGAGAGCGAGAGAGAAGUGCUGCAUUUGCCUGCUGUUGUUUCCAUUUGGAGAAUUUUCAGUUGAAGAAGGAGGAACUCUGUGUACACUGAGCAAGUCCUGGGACAGCCUGUUCUGAGGAUCCAGAAAGCCAUGGCACCGGUGUUUCUGCCCACUGACCAGCUGAGGACCAUGACCUGAGAGAUGGAGCAUUAUCUCUGUCCAGCUAACAUUGGGGUCAGAGUACUCCUGGCGUGAAAGCUCCAUACUAAAAUCCAGGUUGUACCAAAGGAUCCUCAUGUGUCAGAAGGGGUGAUUGACAACGCAGUAGAUAUGGACAGUCUGAACAGGAACCUGCCUGAGUGUGGACGGCAAACCCAUCAGGUGUUACAGAGCACGCCACUGGAUCUGUUUGAGAGCGGCAAGGGGCUGAAGGUCCAGGCAGAGCGCCCCCAUCUGGUCAGUCUGGGCAGUGGCCGUCUCAGUACGGCCAUCACACUGCUGCCCCUUCCUGAAGGCAGGACCACGUUGGGCCAUGGGGCGAUGGACAUCAGCAUCCAGGGCCCAGGAGUUGCCGCCCAGCACUGCUACAUAGAGAACCGGGCAGGGAUCAUCACUCUCCACCCCUGUGGGAACCAGUGUGCCACAGACGGGCUUCCUGUCACCAAACCGGUCCGCCUGUCACAAGGCUGUAUGCUGUGUUUUGGCCAGUCAGUAUUUUUCCGCUUCAACCACCCAGAGGAGGCGUUCAGGAUGAAGAGCAUGAUGCCAGGGGGAAGCAAGGGCUCCGGUGGGAACUACAGAAUCCACUCAGACUCAAAGAGCCUGGUCAAUGGGAACCAUCAAUCAGGAGCAUCCCAGUCACACCACCCAGCCCCCGGUGAGAGAGUCCCACGCUCCGAGCAUAGUGCCAUCGUCAGCUCCAUCGAAAAGGACCUCCAGGACAUCAUGGACUCCCUAGUCAUGGAUGAUCCCCAGCCUUCCUCUUCAGACUCAAAAAAUCCAGACCACCCCAUCCCCCACUCCCCGCUGUCCCCCAUGGUCAACGGAGGAGGCCGCCACCUCCUCUCCCCUCCCACCAGCCCGGGGGCCAUGUCAGUGGGCUCUAGCUAUGAGAACACCUCCCCGCCCUUCUCCCCUCUGUCCUCUCCCUCGGCGGCCAGCAGCGCAGGCAGCUACACCAGCCCUUCUCCCAGCGGCUGCCUGGACCCCCAGGACCUAUCCCUGCCCCCCGUGCCGGUCCGCUCAUCCAGCUACAACUACACAACUACACCACCCAUCCCCCAGCCAAGGACCAUAAUGACAAACUACAGCCCCGGCGGUGGGGUGCAGAGGGUUCCUGAGAGCCCCAGGCUCCAGAGGAAAUGUCUCCUGGAGGCCCCCCAGAGCCCCAAGCCGGCCCGCAGAGGCCAGAGCCUGGACAGCCCAGGGGUGAUGGGUUCAGAGAGCCCCAGACUGACCCACCUAUCUGUUGCAUCAGCCGAUGCCGGGUACAUGGGCAGGAACGCAGUGCCAAGUAACCCCAGACUCACCUCCAAUUUCUCCUACGCCGCCACGUCUUCCUCCCCAUCCAGUCCCAGGACGAAAGCGGGCAACAUCCUCCAGGAGCGUCCGGCCAGCCCCUUCAGAGAGCAGGUGGACCGCUCCCUCACCUCCAGCUCUUCCAGACAGCUGCUAUCCCAGCCCAGCAGGGCCUUCCAGCCUCCCCUGGACCCCAUCGUCCACAUAAUCCAGGGGGGCUCUCCACUCCAGCAGCACCACCCCUUUCCCCACCCUCUCACGCUGCAGCCCCCAAAGAGCCCUCGGCUCUCCCACAGGAACCUCGACCUCAGUGGCGGUGGUAGCAGCAGCAUGAGGGAGCUCCCCCCUCUCAGCCCCUCCAUGGCUCGCAGAGGGGUGCCUGUUCUCCCGGGGCCUCUCCCUGGAAGUAUCCCCAUGUUGAGAACGCCCGAGAGCCCAUCAUCAUUGGGGAAGUUGGGAGUCCCGGAGAGCCCCGGGCUCCGACGCAAGGCCGGCUCCCCCCCGGAGGACCAGUUUGGCGGCAGUGUGGUCCGAGCCCGCAGCCCCUCCCCUACCUUGGGGCUGAUGAUGAUGGAGAGCGGGGGAGGGGGAAGGAAGGCCAGCUUUGGGAACGCCCUCUCCCCUGCUUACAGCCUGGGCUCCCUACCUGGCUCUUCGCCUCUCGCCAGCCCUAGGGGCCAUAGGAAGAUGUCCGGGGGCCCCCGGGAUCAGAGGGGCCCCCACCCGGGCAUGCGGGAACGGAAAAACAGCAUCUCUGAGAUCAGCGACAACGAGGACGAGCUGUUGGAGUACCACCGGCGCCAGAGAGAGGAGAGGCUCAGGGAGCAGGAGAUGGAGAGACUGGAGAGACAGAGGCUAGAGACCAUCCUGAACCUGUGCGCCGAGUACAACAAGGGCGACGGGCCCUUUGGGGGCGAGGCAGAGGGGAGGAUGGGCUUCCCUGGGGGCCUGGGACCGGGGGAGAGGGCGGCCAGGAGACCCUCUAUGGACAGCUUGGUGGGGGCCGGCUCGCUGCAUCGUAGCAUGGCCCAGAGACAGCAGAGGGAGAGCGACGAGGAGAACCUCAAGGAGGAGUGCAGCAGUACAGAGAGCACCCAUCAGGAGGUGAGGACGCCACUUCCUCCACAGGCCCUCCACAAUGGAGACCGAUACCAGCAUGAGGAGCAGUCUGUUUCUGGCGGCGUGGAGCGGACAGAGCUGGGUUACCUGGAGGACGAGAGGGUCAGAGUGCUGGCCCGAGUCGACGAGCUCAAAUCACGAAUCACAGAGCUGGAGCAACAGCUACAGGAGUCCAAACAGGAGGCAGAGAUGGAGCGGGCCCUGCUGCAGGGGGAGAGGCAGGCAGAACUGGACCAGGUAGAGGCAGAGACGGAGAUCAUCGGACAGCUGCAACACAAGCUCAACGAGCUGGAGAACGCCAUCCAGAGGGAGAAAGACAAGGCAUUGCCAAAUCCUGGAUGGCCUCCCAAGACCGUAUCUAGUUGGUUUUGCCAUCCCAAGGAGAGGGCAAAUGUUGACGCAGAGCGCCGAGACCUGGCGAGCCUCCAGGAGGGUUACAGUGAGCUGAAGAACCAGCUUCAUAACUGCCCCGAGUCACUGAGGGAGCAGUUACAGGAACAGCUCAAAAGGGAGGGCGAGACCCUGGAGUCAGAGACAAAACAGUUUGAGGACCUGGAGUUCCAGCAGCUGGAGAGAGAAAGCAGCCUGGAGGAGGAGAGGGAGACCAUCAGCCAGCAGCUGCUGCAGGAGAGGGCCGAGUACCACACCAGCGUGGCCAAGAGGAAGGACAAGGUGGCAGCUCUGGAAGGCCAGGCCAGUCAGCUGGGACAGCAGGCAUCUCAGGAGUGUGACAGGCUGGCUAAGGACAGGAACCUUACCCUGCAGAUUCUCCAUAAGGAGAAAGAGAGGCUAUCGGCCUUAGAGAAGAGGUACCUCAGCCUUACCGGAGGAAGAUCUUUCCCUAAGUGUUCCAGCACCAUGAAAGAGGAGUACAUGAAGCUCUCUGAUGUCUAUGAGAUGUUUGGGAGUGAUUGCCAUGACACCCAACUCACCACCUCUGCUCAGCACGGCCUCUCGCUCACCAUAGAUGCAGCUGUAACCUGUGAGGAGUACGUGACUGUGGGCCAGUUAACUCAGUUCUUUGGGAUGCCGAAGGUCGAGUCCUCCCCUACCUCUCCUCUCCGGCCCCUCCAGUCAGGAGCUGGAGACCCCGCCUUCUCCUGCCUCUCCUUUCGUCACGGCUCCUCCCCCUCUCUCUCUGUUGAGUAUCAGCCUGAGUGCAGUAGGCCUCAAAUCCCCACUCUCGAUUUAGAGCAGUGGUACCAGGAGGUGAUGGCUGCUGUGGAGAGCAGCCAGCUCUGCCAACCUCCCCCUCUCCCAGCUAAACCUCUCUCCACUCGCAGGCCUAUGCAGGUGUUCCGUUCCAAGCUGGACAGUGAUGCUGGACAGACGGUACAUCAACCCAAAGCAGGCUCCGGAUCCCAUCUGCAGUACGUAGCCACUACACUGGGACGCAACACGACCUCCAAGAGCCCACUGAUGGUUCCCAACAGUACAGGCAGUUUGCCACGGAACUUGGCUGCCACCAUGCAGGACAUAGAGACCAAGAGAGCGCUAGCCUUACAGCAGAAAGAGUCCUCCUUGCCUUCCACGUCUGAGUCUCCCUGCUCCACCAUGGACAAUCCCACAGACAGACAGAUAGACAAACAGACCACUCAACCUGGGAGCCAACAGGUGAUCGAGGAGCAGCGGCGUCGAUUGGCUGAGCUGAAGCAGCGGGCUGCAGUGGAGGCCCAUUGCCAGUGGGAUGCGCUCCACGGCUCUCAGACCCACCUCUACGCCCCCUCACACGCCCACGGCCCUCCCAUGGUGCACCACUCCAUCCUGCACCACCAGCCGCCAUCGGCGGGCGAGCAGCCGUACGACACACUGAGCCUGGAGAGCUCCGACAGCAUGGACACCAGCGUCUCCACAGGCAACAACUCGGCCUGCUCCCCCGACAACAUGUCCAGUGCCAGUGGGAUGGAUGCGCUGAAGAUCGAGGAGAUGGAGAAGAUGCUGAAGGAAGCCCACCUAGAGAAGGCCAGGCUCAUAGAAUCCAGAGAGCGAGAGAGCCAUGCCCGUAGGCAGAUGCUGGAGGAGGAGAGGAGGCGGCGCGAGGAGGCUGAGAAGAGGCUGCAGGACGAGACGGUGCACAGGCAGCAGCUGGUGGACAAGGAGGUGAAGAUGAGGAGCAAGAACUUCUCCCAGGCCCGUCCUAUGACUCGUUACCUGCCCAUCCGCAAGGAGGAGUUUGACCUGCGCUCCCACAUCGAGUCAUCCGGCCACAACGUAGAGACCUCUCACCACGUGAUCCUCACAGACAAGAUGUGUAAGGGUUACCUGGUCAAGAUGGGCGGCAAGAUCAAGUCGUGGAAGAAACGCUGGUUUGUCUUCGACCGCCUCAAAAGGACCUUCUCCUAUUACGUUGACAAGCACGAGACCAAACUGAAAGGAGUCAUUUAUUUCCAGGCCAUUGAAGAGGUCUAUUACGAUCACCUGCGUAGCGCCACGAAGAGCCCCAAUCCCUCGUUGACCUUCUGUGUGAAGACUCACGACAGACUCUACUACAUGGUGGCUUCUGCCCCGGAGGCCAUGAGGAUAUGGAUGGAUGUUAUAGUAACUGGAGCAGAGGGCUACACGCAGUUCAUGAACUAAGAGGAGACUUGUGUACGGUGGCCUAGCAGUGAAACGAUCACAAGGAGACUGCUGGGACACUUCAAUAGACUCAGGCCUUAUCCCUCCCAGUAUUGGGAAAUUGCCUUUUGUUAAGUUCAUUGUAUCUAUUUUUAAAUCACUUUACAAUAGACGUUUUUCUACUUGCUUCUGCCCGCAGAUUGAAAAAGACUGUAUAUAACCAAUGUCAGACUUUCUGCUCAAUAGCCUUUAUUUUUGCCAAAUUGAGUGUUACAGGCUCUUGCUUGGGAGGCCUACUUUGUGUAUCCGUGUCUAAUAGUUCACUUUUUUUAUAGGAGAAUAAACCUAAUUGAAACCAGUGAGGAAGAUGUACUGCUGAACUAGAUUCCACUAAUGUUGCCAAGUCCUGAUGACAGCCAUUCCACUGAGACCAAACAGUACAAUAAUGCUAAUCAUUCUGUGCCUUGAGGUCAUAAUCCUAGUCGGUUAUUGUCACUGAACAGUAAGUUCCAGCCCCCCUGUAGAUCUGAUUGGAUAGGUGGUGACGCCAGGUCAAAUUGCUUCAGCUUUAGAAUGUCAUGAUCUGGUAGCUUGACAUUGUAAAGGAUUCUUAAUGUGUUUAGGUUUAUAGUACCUCAGGCAGGUUAACCAUGUCACUCAAGUGUGAGAAAAGACCUUGAUAUAUUUUCCCCACACCGAAAUGGGUAUAACCAAAUGUUCAGUGUUAGAAAAAGGUUUUAUACUGUAAAAUGUCACUCAUUCAACCAGUAUUGUACAGAAAUACAUUUCAAAAGAAGUCUAAUGGCCAAGACACUUCAGUUAACAUCUAGUCUCCCGCACUGUAGAACAUAGCUCCCAUAUGUUGACUGUACACUUUCAUGUAUGGAUUCUCAAUUCAGAUCUAUUAAACCAGACGAACAUUUGUUUUGAA